GUGAAAUAAUAAUGCGGCACCGCCUGUAAUUCUGUACGUCUAGUGUUAUUUCUGAACGGCUGAUAUUUUGAGACAAUCUGCGCGUCGUCGUUUUUGUGCUUGCAACGCGUGUGUGUGUGUGUGUGUGUGUGUUCCCCAGGUGUGCUGCAGGCAGGUAGAUGACAUGCAGGGUGAGCCAUGGACCAGAUCACCUUCCAUUAUGACACGGUGCUGUCUGACGUUCACCUGUUGCUGCCCAACUCUCGCCACCUCAUGGCACGCCUCAACCGCGUAGGACAACCAGUUUUCAUCUCCCGGUUCAGAAUCCUGUGGGACGGAACGAAGCAGCGCACCUGUGACCUCGGUUCCCCCUGCGGAGGGGAAGAGUUAGACCGCAACACCCAGGAGGAGAGUGGAAGGGGAGAUGCUAAGGAGAGUGAGACUGGGGCUGACGGAGGAGUGGACAGGGAUGAGGACGGAGGGGCUGACGGAGGAGUGGACAGGGAUGAGGACGGAGGGGCUGACGGAGGAGUGGACAGGGAUGAGGACGGAGGGGUAGACAGGGAUGAGGACGGAGGGGUAGAACCACCCCUGGAUGAAGAUGGAGAUUUAGAGGUACCACGCAGGCCCAGACAAAGACUCUCUGAGAGGGACAGAGACAUGGUCUACCCCAUCCUCCUCAGCCAGGCAAGAAGAGAUGAAGAGGAGGAGGAUGAGGAGGAGGAGUGUCCUAGAGACGUCAUCAGGAUAGAACACACUAUGGCCACGCCUUUAGAAGAUGUUGGCAAACAG
This is a messenger RNA of Oncorhynchus gorbuscha (pink salmon), 771 nucleotides long. Its product is annotated as methyltransferase-like protein 22. The annotation marks the transcript as partial. Lineage: Eukaryota; Metazoa; Chordata; Actinopteri; Salmoniformes; Salmonidae. The record is from RefSeq and is a predicted model, not a curated record. The transcript is spliced from 5 exons.